CUCAAUCACCACUCACACAAUUAUUCGUUCUUUUCUCUUCUACCAGCUCUUUCAUGGCUGCCGCUCUGAUCGCGUAAACGCACAACGCAAGCGCCUCUCACUUUUCAUAUUCGUCAAUCCAAAACCUUGUAACCCGACCCGAUGGCUCGGUGUUCCUUACCGGCCCUCAAAGAACUCCUUAAGAAAUCCACAAACCAAUGUUCCGGAUCGCUCAUCUCGACUCGAUCCGUAACCUACAUGCCGCGACCCGGCGACGGCGCUCCACGCCCGGUAACUCUAGUUCCAGGAGACGGGAUCGGUCCACUGGUAACCGGCGCCGUCGAGCAAGUAAUGGAAGCGAUGCACGCGCCGGUGUACUUUGAAAAGUAUGAAGUGCACGGGGACAUGAAGAAAGUUCCGGAAGAAGUGAUGGAUUCGAUUAAGAAGAACAAGGUUUGUUUGAAGGGAGGUUUGGCAACGCCCAUGGGCGGUGGUGUGAGUUCGUUGAACGUGCAGUUAAGAAAGGAGUUGGAUUUGUACGCGUCCUUGGUUAAUUGUUUUAAUUUGCCGGGAUUGCCUACGCGCCAUGAGAACGUGGAUAUUGUCGUAAUUAGAGAGAAUACUGAGGGUGAGUACGCCGGUCUCGAACACGAGGUGGUUCCUGGAGUUGUUGAAAGCCUUAAGGUGAUAACAAAGUUUUGUUCGGAGCGUAUUGCAAAGUACGCUUUUGAGUAUGCAUACCUGAACAACAGAAAGAAGGUGACUGCCGUGCAUAAAGCAAACAUUAUGAAGCUUGCUGAUGGUCUAUUCUUGGAAUCUUGUCGAGAAGUUGCCACAAAAUAUCCUGGGAUCAAGUACAACGAAGUUAUUGUGGACAAUUGCUGCAUGCAGCUUGUAUCCAAGCCUGAGCAAUUUGAUGUCAUGGUGACUCCCAAUCUUUAUGGCAACCUAGUCGCAAAUACAGCAGCUGGUAUUGCUGGUGGUACAGGAGUCAUGCCAGGAGGUAAGAGUGGUAACCGGCGCCGUCGAGCAGAAUGA
Messenger RNA from Pistacia vera, 1017 nucleotides. Its product is annotated as isocitrate dehydrogenase [NAD] regulatory subunit 1, mitochondrial-like. NCBI's taxonomy places the organism in Eukaryota, Viridiplantae, Streptophyta, Magnoliopsida, Sapindales, Anacardiaceae. The transcript has 3 exons. Gene Ontology annotation, cellular component: mitochondrion. The record is from RefSeq and is a predicted model, not a curated record. Gene Ontology annotation, molecular function: isocitrate dehydrogenase (NAD+) activity. The coding region runs from base 142 to 1017 and encodes 291 amino acids. Gene Ontology annotation, biological process: isocitrate metabolic process; tricarboxylic acid cycle.